Molecule: messenger RNA, 1332 nt
Organism: Vigna umbellata (rice bean)
Lineage: Eukaryota; Viridiplantae; Streptophyta; Magnoliopsida; Fabales; Fabaceae
Source: RefSeq, a predicted model, not a curated record
AUGCCUCCAGGAAAGAAACCCAUUGGAUGUAGAUGGGUAUACAAAACCAAAUACAAUGCUGAUGGUACUAUAGAAAGAUACAAGGCACGUCUGGUGGCAAAAGGAUACACACAACAAGAAAGGAUAGACUAUUUAGACACUUUCUCCCCUGUUGCCAAACUCACCACUGUUAGACUACUUAUUGCCCUUGCAGCCUCAAAUAAUUGGUUUCUACAUCAACUUGACGUGGACAAUGCUUUCCUUCAUGGAGACUUAAAUGAAGAAGUUUAUAUGGAACCACCACCUGGUCUUAAUACCCAUAAAGAGGGUCAGUCAAAAUCUGAUCACUCUCUCUUUAUCAAAGGCACUUCUACAGAUUUCACUGCCUUACUUGUCUAUGUAGAUGACAUCAUAUUGGCUGGAAACUCCAUGACUGAAAUCAACAGCAUAAAGACUUUGUUGCACAACAAAUUUCAAAUAAAGAACCUAGGAGAACUCAAAUACUUCCUAGGCUUGGAGGUGGCCAGAUCUAAGAAAGGUAUACACCUAUGUCAAAGAAAAUAUGCGUUGGACAUCCUUAAGGAGACAGGAAUGCUGGGAUGCAAACCAUCUUCUACUCCCUUUUUAUGUGAUACAAACACACUAUAUAGAGCAGACAGUUACUUAGAUGACCCUGGAUCCUAUCGACAAUUGAUAGGGAAGUUAUUAUAUCUCACGAAUACCAGACCUGAUUUGUGUUUUUCCAUUAAUCUAUUGAGUCAGUUUAUGAAAUCUCCCACUAACCAUCAUUAUCGGGCUGUACAACAUGUUCUUAGGUACAUCAAGUCCAAGCCCUCAGAGGGAUUGUUCUUUGGAGUUGAUUCUCAAGUUCAUAUAAAAGCUUUUAGUGACUCAGAUUGGGCAACGUGUCCAAAUACUAGAAGGUCCACUACAAGGUUUUGUGUUUUCCUUGGAUCAUCCCUAAUUUCGUGGAAAUCCAAAAAGCAAAGCACUGUUUCCAGAUCUUCCACCGAGGCGAAAUAUCGUGCCCUAGCAGCCAUUGUAUGUGAGAUACAGUGGCUUCACUAUCUCCUACAAGACCUUCAAGUACGGGAAGCUGGAACUCCUGCCCUAUAUUGUGACAACAAAUCAGCGCGACACAUAGCUCAUAACCAGAGCUUUCACGAAAGGACCAAGCACAUAGAGCUUGAUUGUCACGUUGUUCGUGAAAAAAUACAGGCCAAUCUCUUACGUCUUCUCCCUGUCCGGUCGGAUGAACAGCUGGCUGAUGUCUUCACAAAAUUUCCCCAUCGCGUGCGGUUCAAAUCCAUUGUUCCCAAGCUUGGAUUAGUGAGUAUACACCAUCCAGCUUGA